Messenger RNA from Melopsittacus undulatus (budgerigar), 1419 nucleotides. RefSeq names its product MIF4G domain containing (gene MIF4GD). The record is from RefSeq and is a predicted model, not a curated record. Gene Ontology annotation, cellular component: cytosol. NCBI's taxonomy places the organism in Eukaryota, Metazoa, Chordata, Aves, Psittaciformes, Psittaculidae. Gene Ontology annotation, biological process: regulation of translational initiation. The transcript has 6 exons. Bases 633 to 1301 code for a protein of 222 amino acids. Gene Ontology annotation, molecular function: translation activator activity; protein binding; RNA binding.
CGGGGUCCCCGGGGUGGUUGUGCCCCUCGGAGGAGACUUCGCUGCUCUUCGCCCUCUGCUUGUGGUGGCCGAGACACGUCCUGCCCUUCCCACCGGGAUUGACGCGCUGCGAUGCAGGCAGUCGAGGACACUAACCCCAACCACACGAGUCCCCAGGACAGGUGGUCUAGUGGGGGUCACUGGAGUAGUUGGUACCCACGGGUGAUGCUGUGCCUGGAGUCACCCACCGCCACCAGCCCCUCAGACACGGUGGUCCUGGCUGGUUUGCACUCAGGGCAGGGUUGUUUGGCACAGCAGCUCCAAGCAGCCGUGCCCAUCCCCAGGGAGCUGCAGGGAUGCUCUGGGAGCGGCGCUGGGCGGUGGUGACAGACGCUGCCGGACAGGCUCGGGCGCUUCGGCUUCACUGUGUGCGGUGCUGAGCUGUCGCCAGGUUCCUUCAGCACAGCGGUGAUGCUGCUGCUGGGACACGGGGCUGGAGAGGCCGGAUGGAAGGUGUUUGUCACCCAGGCAUGGCACAGAGGGCACAGAGCUGCUUGUGAAUCCAUCUGGGAAAGAGAUCUCAGUGCUGGUCCCGCAGGGACUGACACUAGCCCAUCCACUGCCCUCACUCUUGCCCUUGGAGGAAGCCAGUCAUGGGGGAAACAGGCAAAGAAGAGUAUAAAAUACAGUCAUUUGAUGCCGAGACCCAGAAGCUGCUGAAAACAGCCCUCAAAGACCCCAGCAACGUGGACCUGGAGAAAGUGGCCAAUAUUAUAGUGGACCAGUCCCUCAAAGACUGUGUAUUCAGCAAGGAGGCAGGGCGCAUCUGCUACACCAUCAUCCAGGCAGAGAGCAAACAAGUUGGGCAGAGCAUCUUCCGGAGGAGCCUGCUGAACCGGCUGCAGCAGGAGUACAAGGACCGGGAAGAGCUGCGCACCCGCUCGCUCCAGGCCUGGAUCUGCUACGUCACCUUCAUCUGCAACAUCUUUGACUAUCUGAGGGUGAACAACAUGCCCAUGAUGGCCCUGGUGAACCCUGUUUAUGACUGCCUGUUCCGGCUGGCACAGCCCGACAGCAUGUGCAAGGAGGAAGAGGUGGACUGCUUGGUCCUACAGCUCCACCGCAUUGGCGAGCAGCUGGAGAAGAUGAAUUCCCAGCGGAUGGAUGAGCUCUUCUCCCUCCUCCGGGAUGGAUUCCUCCUGCAGGAGGGGCUCAGCUCCCUGUCCCAGCUCCUGCUGCUGGAGAUCAUCGAGUUCCGAGCUGCCGACUGGAAGAUGACGGAUGCUGCCCAGAAGUACUAUUACAGUGAAGUGACGGAUUAAGCUCUGCAGCAGAGGGGAGAUGUCCCCAGCACCUUCACCAGCAAGCUUCAGACCAAGUUUGAGUUUCCUUUCACGUUAAUGUUCUUCUAGCACUUCCUAUAAAUAGGGCUUGUAUUGG